Labrus bergylta (ballan wrasse) is the source of this 4034-nucleotide messenger RNA. RefSeq names its product very low density lipoprotein receptor (gene vldlr). The record is from RefSeq and is a predicted model, not a curated record. Lineage: Eukaryota; Metazoa; Chordata; Actinopteri; Labriformes; Labridae. Gene Ontology annotation, molecular function: protein binding; hormone binding; calcium ion binding. Gene Ontology annotation, biological process: receptor-mediated endocytosis. Gene Ontology annotation, cellular component: apical plasma membrane; plasma membrane; signaling receptor complex.
UCUGUGAAGCAGCACUAACAAACCGGUCACCGAGACGUUACCGUCACAUUUAAGGAAAUGGAUUUCAGGUCGAGAGGAGAGUACGGGAGCCCGGACGGCCCCAGCAGCGUCGCGUCGUUGUAGGACGAGAUCAAAAGGCGUAAAAGACGCGUGGUUUCCGUUUCAUUCUCACGGCGGCUCCUCUCCGGUAACAGCUCUGCUCUGCGUGUGUGUGUGUGUGUAUAUGUGUGUAUAUGUGUGUGUGUGAGAGCGAGGGCGCUUAGUUAGCAGCCGUACGUUACACCGCGAGAAAUGGUCACGUCUACACGUCUUCUGCUGCCGAUGCUAAUAUGUCUCCAGCAUUGCAUUAACGUCCACGGUACAAAGACAGAAUGUGAGGCCAACCAGUUCCAGUGUGGUAAUGGCCGCUGCAUCCCGUCAGUCUGGCAGUGUGAUGGUGACGAGGACUGCACUGACGGCAGCGACGAGAGCUCCUGUGUGAGAAAGACUUGUGCGGAGCAGGACUUUGUCUGUCGAAACGGCCAAUGUGUCCCGAAGCGAUGGCACUGCGACGGGGAGCCGGACUGCGAGGACGGGUCCGACGAGAGUCUAGAAAUCUGCCACAUGAGGACGUGUCGAGUGAACGAGUUCAGCUGCGGAGCAGGCUCCACUCAGUGCAUCCCCGUCUUCUGGAAAUGUGACGGAGAGAGGGACUGUGACAACGAAGAGGAUGAGGUCAACUGUGGUAAUGUCACCUGUGCGCCAAACGAGUUCACGUGUGCCAGCGGCCGCUGCAUCUCCAGGAACUUUGUAUGUAACGGUGAGGACGACUGCGGUGACGGCUCUGACGAAGUCGAGUGUGCUCCGUCCUCCUGCGGUCCCAGUGAGUUCCAGUGUGGGAACUCAUCGUGCAUCCCGGCCAGCUGGGUGUGUGACGACGAUGUGGACUGCCAGGACCAGUCAGACGAGUCACCGUCUCGAUGCGGACGUCACCCAACGCCGCCGGCCAAGUGUUCGUCCAGUGAGAUGCAGUGUCGCUCAGGAGAGUGUAUUCACAAGAAGUGGAGGUGUGACGGAGACCCUGACUGCAAGGACGGCAGUGAUGAAGCCAACUGUCCCGUGCGUACCUGUGGAGCCGAUCAGUUCAAAUGCGAUGAUGGAAACUGCAUCCUGGGUGGCAGACAGUGUAACGGCCUCAGAGACUGCAGGGACGGCUCAGACGAACUCAACUGCAAAAACAUGACUCAGUGCAACGGGCCGGAUAAGUUCAAGUGUCGCAGCGGGGAAUGCAUCGAGAUGAGCAAAGUUUGCAACAAGGCCCGCGACUGUCCCGACUGGAGCGACGAACCCAUCAAGGAAUGCAAUCUGAACGAGUGUCUCCUGAACAAUGGCGGCUGCUCGCACAUCUGCAAAGACAUGGUGAUCGGCUUCGAGUGUGACUGCACACCUGGACUACAGCUCAUCGACCACAAGACCUGUGGAGACAUUAAUGAGUGUGUGAACCCCGGCAUCUGCAGCCAGAUCUGCAUCAACCUGAAGGGAGGAUACAAGUGUGAGUGCCACAACGGCUACCAGAUGGAUCCGACCACCGGAGUCUGCAAGGCUGUUGGUAAGGAGCCCUGUCUGAUCUUCACUAACCGCCGUGACAUCCGUCGUCUGGGUCUGGAGAGGAAGGAGUACACUCAGAUUGUGGAGCAGCAGAGGAACACCGUGGCGCUGGAUGCAGACUUUGACCAGCAGAUGAUUUUCUGGGCUGACCUGGGACAGAAAGCCAUUUAUAGCACUGUUCUGGACAAACGAGGAGACGUGGGCACCCACCACAAAGUGAUAGACAACGUCCAGACCCCCGUGGGAGUGGCUGUGGACUGGAUCUAUAAGAACUUGUACUGGUCCGAUCUCAGCACCAAAACGAUUUCUGUUGCCAACUUCAAUGGAACCAAGCAGAAAGUUCUGUUCAACAGAGGCCUCAAAGAGCCGGCGUCCAUCGCUGUGGAUCCGCUGUCUGGCUUUCUCUACUGGUCUGACUGGGGAGAACCAGCAAAGAUUGAGAAAUCUGGUAUGAACGGAGUGGACAGACAGGUUCUGGUGGCUUCAGACAUUCAGUGGCCAAAUGGAAUCACCCUGGAUCUGAUCAAAGGCAGGCUGUACUGGGUCGACUCUAAGCUGCACAUGCUCUGUAGCGUCGACCUGAAUGGAGACAACAGGAAGAAAGUCCUCCAGUCCUCGGAUUAUCUGGCUCAUCCCUUCGCUCUCACCGUGUUUGAGGAUCGAGUCUUCUGGACAGACGGCGAAAACGAAGCCAUCUACGGCGCAAACAAAUUCACCGGCUCUGACGUGGUGACGCUGGCCAGCAACCUGAACGACCCCCAGGACAUCAUCGUUUACCACGAGCUGAUCCAGCUGUCAGGUACCAACUGGUGUGCAGAGAAAGGUGAAAAUGGAGGCUGUAGCUACAUGUGUCUACCCGCUCCGCAAAUCAACAAACACUCCCCCAAGUACACCUGUGUGUGUCCAGAGGGUCAGGAGCUGGCCACCGACAGCUUACGCUGCAGACCAGAUUCCACUACCAAAGGUCCGUCAAAGGAUUCUGGGAUUACUAUAAAACAGCCAUCUACAGAAGCCAAUUUGAGAUCAUCCAUCCAGGUGGACUCCACAGCCAGAGGUUCUGCUGCUGCCUGGUCCAUACUGCCCGUCUUGCUGAUAGCGAUGUCUGCAGCAGGCGGCUACCUGAUGUGGAGAAACUGGCAGCUGAAGAACCAGAAGAGCAUGAACUUCGACAACCCGGUCUACCUGAAGACCACCGAAGAAGAUCUUAACAUAGACAUCACCCGGCACGGCGCCAAUGUGGGACACACGUACCCAGCUAUUUCGAUAGUGAGCACAGAAGACGAUUUAUCAUGAUCGUCCAUUUUUUUUACAGCAACCCUGCAGCGUUGCAUGGCGCCUCCUCGUUCCCAUGCCAAAGGUUGUCCUUAACCACGGCCACAGCAGCAGCCCUUACAGUACGACCACAUGCCUUCUGAAGUGCAUUAUGUCAUCACCUGUGGAGAGGAUGACCCGAUGAAAUGUUAUUUAUUAUGUGAAUACUGCAGUGAAUUAAGUGUCAUAACUGUUUUCUGAAGUGUGGAAGAUUUUUCUUUUUUUUUUUUUGCUUUCGGUCUUCAUUCAUCUUCAGGGCCUCGGACACAUGCUUCCCAUCUUCUUGGUUGCCCCGCCCUCUUCAAGGAGAAGAUGCUGAUCUUUUUGCAACUCAUGCGGAAUCUGCGUGAAUUUCCACAAUUUUGUGUCCACUCUCACGGGGCUUUGAACUGGAAACUGACCAGAGGACGCAGAGAUAGAUCGACUGUGCUAGACGGGAUUUAAAACUGGAUCUGAGCCGUUAAGACUGUCAGACUCCUCUUUGAACCUUAUUCAGACUGGAGAGGGAUGGGGGAACUUGGUCCCUACUGUACUUCUUGCUUCCUUUAAUCCAGCAGGCUCCUAUGUGUGAAUCUUCCUGUACGAUUCUGUUUUUUGGCGGUUAAAAUACGAUGUAAGUUUUCUUCUAUUUGUUAAUUUUUUUUUUUUUUCUCUCAAAUGGUACCUCCUGCGGUGCAUUCUUACAAGCUGUGUUUUCAAUCAGUAUUAUUGUUAUUAUUAUUAUUAUUAUUAUUGGAAGCUAUGUAAGGGUCACCAUGGUUACAGCAUUUGUAAACAUUGUACAUAGAUCUCCAUCAUGACGUUCGAUCAGGACUCUCUUUAAUGCACUUUGAUCAAAUGUUCCUUGUGUAAAUAAGAUUGUAUACAUUUCACUUGAAAUCGAUUUUUUGCUAAGGUUGGGCAUCGUGGGUUAGAGUUCAGAUGUAAUUUAACAAGAAAGUAAAAGCUUAAAAAAAAAAAAAACUAGAAAAAAAACGGUACAACUGAAUUUGGUAAAACUAUUUUGUAUGUUUAUGUGCUGUUGCUGUGAACUUUUUCUAGCCUUGUACAGCGAGGGGAACUUAAAGAGGUCUGUAUCUGUGAAGAAACUGAUUUGCAAAUCACUUGAGAAUUAAAAAAAUCUAAUCUACAACGUU